AUGCAGGAGCAGCCUUCAUUGUCUCAUAAGCCCCCAAUUUUGCCCUGGCCUGACAUCUCUUCCCGAGCCAAGUGGUCUGUGUCGUCAUUCAAGUUCGGCUUUGGAGUCGAAUGUCUUCGCGACGGCGAUCCCGAUACAUUUUGGCACUCUGAUGGACCCCAGCCUCAUUUCAUAACCAUCGAAUUCCCCCGCAAAGUCGCAAUCCAGAAAAUAAGCAUAUAUCUCAAUUUUAGUAGUGACGAUUCAUACACCCCCUCCACCCUUGCCAUACGCGCAGGCACAGGCCCAAGCGACCUUCAAGAUGUCAGAGUUGUGACUUUGGAGAAACCUGAAGGUUGGAUCACAUUUGACGUUUCUUCGGAACCUAAUGAAGACGGGGAUGGACUCAAUCCGGUAUACGCGUACGUUCUCCAAAUAAUCGUUGCUGCCAAUCACAUGAGCGGAAAGGACACGCAUGUCCGUGGUUUACGAGUUCUUGGACCAAUUGAAGACCGAGCGGCCGAUGACGACCCAUUUUCAUUUAGAACGGCAGCAUUCAAAAUGUAUGAGACUAUUCGUUGA
This is a messenger RNA of Laccaria bicolor S238N-H82, 561 nucleotides long. RefSeq lists its product as uncharacterized. The record is from RefSeq and is a predicted model, not a curated record. Bases 1 to 561 code for a protein of 186 amino acids. Gene Ontology annotation, cellular component: anaphase-promoting complex. The transcript is spliced from 6 exons. Lineage: Eukaryota; Fungi; Basidiomycota; Agaricomycetes; Agaricales; Hydnangiaceae. Gene Ontology annotation, biological process: anaphase-promoting complex-dependent catabolic process; protein K11-linked ubiquitination.